AUGUGGAAACGACUUCAGGGCCAUGGGCGAGAAAAGGAGAGACAUGCGCAAAUAGGCAACCCCGUACUCCUUGAAACAACCUACGACGAGGACCAACUCAGGCGAAAUCCAAAUGUGACCGACGUUCAAAAUGCCAAUUUCCAGCGCAAUGCGCCCGCUCGACCGCAGCCGCAGUAUACACUCUCUACCUUGCCCCCUCCGGACUAUAGAGCCUCGGAAGUACCUUCCGCUUCGUCGGUCUACUCUCGACCUUCACAUGAUCUGGCAUACUACAACGAUAAUCCCGAAGAAACUUCCGCUUCCGCUUACGAGGACAUUUCACCGCCCAGCUCUCCAGAACCUGACCAGUAUCUUUCAUCCUCUUCUGGCCAACCUCGUCGAUUCCGUUCGAUGCGUGACGUAUCGCCCAUGGAUGAAAAUCGCAAGAAGCUCGAAGGCAGCAACAUCCCUGUCCUGCGCAGAGCACCUCCAGCUCUCCAAACCGGCGACCUGCAGUCAGAGCCAAAGCAGAAGUUCUGGGGAGGUAAGGUUGUGCCAAACAGCAAAGUAAGAUGGGACGACUACUCGGGCGAGCCGACUUCAAGCAAUGGGGGUAAAGCCGCAUCGGUGACCCCGGGCUCUUACGCCAAUGGCACUACAUCUUCAGAUCCUCGACCGAUGGGCUAUCAAGUUUCAAUUUCAGGACCCGGGAAAAGGAAUGUGAGCCUUCCAGAACGCAUGAGUCGUUUUGGUACGAGACCAACACCAGGCCCCGUUGAGAGAGCAAGACCAAGUGAGCCCUGGAGUCGCGUCACAGGUCGAUCCGAGAUUGCACCACCACUGAAAGAUGAUUCUUCAAAGAAACCGCUGCAAUUACCACGAAAGCAGAUGUCGACAACAAUGGAGAGAUCGGGCCGGGAUGCCUCGGGUGCGCUUGCGGCUGACACCGCACCUGUCACAGACGAAACGCGCGACUUGGAUAUGCAUAACGAUCUUAUCAAGCCGGUUGUACCGCUCAAAGUGGGAAAGAACUCCCCUCCCCGCAGUGGGCUCACUUCUCCCACUUCACCGACUAACCUGGGUCUUGGAAUUCAUACGACCUCGUAUCCUAGUCCUAUAACGCCUACAAACCAGAAUCACGAUCACCUACGGGGGCCAGCUACGGCAGUCGAUAGACAAACAGCGGCGAAUCUACACCCAACCCAGCGAAGUGCCACACCACCGUACAACGCAGUAAAGAGCAAGUCCCCGGAAGAAACGCCAGAAAAAGACAGUCAAGCAACGGCAAGCCGCUUCUCGUGGACUACUUAUAACAGCGCAACAACAUAUCAACACUCGCCUCCCCCCUCGCCUCCGCCCCCACUACCCUCAACAUUGUCAACGCCGGUACCGAAGCAGCGGGUCGUAACAGAACCCAUAUCAGCCGCGCCCUCCAUCCUCAACCGCCGCCGCCCUGUCCCCGCCUCAGACCGUUUCCCUGAACCCAUCACUAGCCGUAAACCUGUACCCAGCACGACAGAAUCACCCGGUACAGCCAAAAUUCACACGAUGCAGUCUAACUCUGGUUCGCCAGAUCCACCCUCACCAAGUGCAGCAUCUACAUUCAGCACUGCAACGACAGGCACGUUCAAGGCGCUGCCCCAGCCCCCCACCACACUCAGUGCAUCCGACCACGUCUCCCUCCUCGAAUCGCAGAUCGAAGACCUCCGCAUCCGGCGCUCAAACGUGUACCGCCUCCUCAAUGACCUCAACAACGCCGCGCCGGCCAAUCCGCUCAUCACGGAUUUCAAGCGUGCGAGGUUGGUGGAGCAGAGAAAGAGGGGGUUUGAAGAUGAGCUGAGCGAGAUCAAGCGCGAGGAACAUGAUGUUGGGCUGAAGUUGCAUAGGGCGUGGAAGAAGAGGGAGAGGGAGGAUCCCAACACGGGGAGUGCGCUGUGGGUUAGGCGGGUUACUAGCUGA
Cucurbitaria berberidis CBS 394.84 is the source of this 1938-nucleotide messenger RNA. RefSeq lists its product as uncharacterized. Lineage: Eukaryota; Fungi; Ascomycota; Dothideomycetes; Pleosporales; Cucurbitariaceae. The record is from RefSeq and is a predicted model, not a curated record. Bases 1 to 1938 code for a protein of 645 amino acids. The transcript has 2 exons.